UAUUUAUGAUUUUAGUUUAAUUUCCUUUGAAAGAUAAUCUUUCUUAUCUUUUUGGCUACGAUCAAAUUAUUUAAACAAAUUUCUUAUAUACUACUAGUUUUUGGUAAUGGGCUAUCAUCAGCCCAAACAAAAUACAUUAUUAAUUAUUUUUAUCUUCUGCCAGUAACUGGUUGAGCCCCCUAACUGACGAUCAUGCACUAUCUAAGAUCCGUCGUUGCCGUAGCGCGCACUCAACCUCCGAACUGUAUUCUCUACAUCGCCUGCUAAGCCUUACGUGGCGGGCUCGUCGAGGAAAAUGCCUUCUCCGGAUAAAUACAGCUUAGCACGACAACACGACCGUUUUCUCUCCACCGAACACGCGUUGACUGGUUCUGUUUCUUAUUAUUACAUCCGAAAUCAUUAAUUAUUUGAUUUUUUAAUAAAUAAAUUUAAAUUUAUUCCCUUUGCUCAUAAUUACAAAUCAAUCCAAUAAUCACAUACCUGUCGUUGACUUGUCAAAAAGAGAAACAUAUCAAUCUAAAGUCCCCGAGAGAAUUAAAAAAAACAAUGUUGUUCAUCGAAACCAAAGCUUGACCGAGUUCGAAAUGAGCCGCGACGACGGAGACAAGCCUUCUCCGGCACCAGGGAAGAAGCUAGGCGACGAGCAGCUAGCAGAGCUCCGAGAGAUAUUCCGAUCAUACGACCAGAACAACGACGGGAGUUUGACGGAGCUAGAGUUAGCCGCGCUUCUCAGAUCCCUCGGUCUGAAGCCGAGCCAAGACCAGCUCGACACUCUCAUCCACAAAGCGGACCGGAACAACAACGGAAUCAUCGAGUUCUCCGAGUUCGUCGCCCUCGUCGAGCCGGAUCUCGUCAAGUGCCCUUACACGGAGGACCAGCUCAAAGCCAUCUUCAAGAUGUUCGACCGCGACGGGAACGGGUACAUAACGGCGGCGGAGCUGGCGCACUCGAUGGCGAAGCUGGGACACGCGUUGACGGCGGAGGAGUUGACGGGGAUGAUCAGGGAAGCUGAUCGAGACGGUGACGGGUGUAUUGAUUUUCAAGAGUUCGUUCAGGCGAUUACUUCAGCAGCGUUUGAUAAUGCUUGGGGAUGAAGAAAGGUUUAAUAAUUUGGAUUUUUUUUUGUUUUUUGAGAUUGUUUCUUUGUUACUCCAUCUUCUUGCAUAUUUUGAUUUGAAAGUGUUUGUGUAGUAGUUUGUGAAGAUACUGUUUCAUAUGUUCUCUGUGAUGAAAAUUUGAUAGCUUGGAGAGAAAGCUACAUCAUUGUUUAGGGCAAAAUACUAUU
Molecule: messenger RNA, 1285 nt
Organism: Brassica rapa (field mustard)
Lineage: Eukaryota; Viridiplantae; Streptophyta; Magnoliopsida; Brassicales; Brassicaceae
Product: probable calcium-binding protein CML18
Cellular component (GO): myosin II complex
Molecular function (GO): calcium ion binding
Source: RefSeq, a predicted model, not a curated record